AUGGACCCUUCAACUUCGGAUAUUACUUCUCUAGAUAAGGAGCCGCAAUCUAAUCCAAAUAUAAGUGAUCUUAAAAAAAGCGAAUUAGAAGAUGAUGAUGAUAAACGUAGUAUAGGAGGAGACUCAAUCACUUCAGCAAUUUCGUCAUCUUCUUCUGGUUCUACUUCUUCUACUUCUUCUACUGGUUCUAAUUCUUCUCUAUCAUCUUUAAAAUCAGCAGGAAAGAAAGCUGCCAAAAAAUUAAAGAAAAAGAAAAAGGCUUUAAAAAAUAAAAUGGGUGCAAGUGGAUCAUAUACACUUCAAGGUAAUAGUGAUGAUAGUAUCGGGGGUAGUCGAGAUAUUUACACUGAGAGAUAUAAACGGAAUUCUGAAAAAGAAUAUACAGACAUUGAUCCAAAUGAAAAUGAUGAUACACAGAGUAUAGGAGGAGAAUCAAUAACUUCGUCUUCUUCUUCUGAUUCUACUACUUCUUCCGAUUCUACUACUUCUUCUGGUUCUACUUCUUCUGGUUCUACUUCUUCUCUAUCAUCUUUAAAAUCAGCAGGAAAGAAGGCUGCCAAAAAAUUAAAGAAAAAAGGCGUAGAUCUAAAACGUAAACUUAGUAAAUCAACACCUAAUUUAAAAAUGGGCGCAAGGGGAUCAUACACACUUAAGGAUGAUAGUAAUGACAAUAUUACUGAUACUGGGGGAAAGAAAAAAGGUGGUUUGUUUAAGAAACUUGGAAAGUCAGUAAGCAAUUUCAAACUCUUUAAAAGUUCAGAUAGCAAGCUAAAUGAAGAAACCGAAAGUAAAAAAGAUAAAAAGGGUAAAAAGAAAAAAAUGCCUAAGUUAAGUAAUAGAUUAAGCAAAUCUGCACCAGAAAUUGGCCAGGAUGAGAGUGGUAAAAAAGGGAAAAGAAAACUAAAAUUAGUCAAAGGAUUAUUUUCCAAACCACAUAAAAAACGACCUUAUUCAUCUAAAAAAGAUGAUAACGAACAAAGUGAAGGGGAUGAGCAUGGAGAGGAAAAUCAGAAAAAGCAUAAGAAAGGUAUUAUGAGUCGUUUAGGUCAAUCUAUGAGUAACUUGACUGGUAAAUUAAAAACAAAAAAGUCUGAUAAAGGUGACAAGCAUAAGGAAAAAGGUAAAGAUGGACGAAAAAGAAAAAUUCCAAAAUUGAAAAUAUUUAAGAAAAAAAGUCCCAAGCCUGAUAUCGAACCUCAAAUUCCAAUAAGUCAAAGAGGGCAACCUGAACAUGUACAUUUUGAAGAAACACGUGAAGCUGAUCAAUAUUCUAGUGAAGAUGAGGAUGGAUACCAAACUAUCGAAGAAUUAGGACUUAAAAGAGAAGAAGAAAAAGAAAAGCCUCAAUCAGAUAAUGAAACAAAAAAAAAUCCUGAGGAAAUUGAAGCAUUAUAUGCAAAAGUGAAUAAACUUAGAAAACAAGCUCAAUCAGGUGAUGAAACAAAAGAUGAUGAAACAAAAAAAGAUCCUGAAAAAAUUGAAGCAUUAUAUGCAAAAGUUAAUAAACUCAAAAAACAAGCUCAAUCAGGUGAUGAAACAAAAAGUGAUGAAACAAAAAAAGAUCCUGAAAAAGUUGAAGCAUUAUAUGCAAAAGUUAAUAAAUUUAAAAAACAAGCACAACCUAGUGAAAACGCCGAAAAUGUUCCUAAAGAGGAUGAAGAAAGUCCUAAAGAACAGAAAUCUAUACUUGAACCAACAUCUGAAACGGAAUCUACUUCUGCAACAACUGCUACAAGUACUGACCAAGAAGAUAAAAAAACGCCCACUUCAAAAACUACUCCUUCUUCAAAAAAACCCAAGAUAAUGCCAAAACCUUUCCAGGAUCCUCAGUCAUCACCUGAAGAGUCACCUCACCCCUUUAAACUUGUCAAAUUGAAAAAAGUUGAAAAACCAGUAAAUACCUUCGUAGUGAAACCAAAAAAGAGUUCAGAUGACCAAGAUCUUUCUUCAAGUUCAUCAACAACAAAAAAAACUCCAUCUGCACCUGAAGAGUCUUUACCAUCUCCGUCUGAAGAAUCACAAUCAUCACCACCUCCACCUCCACCUCCACCACCACCACCACCUCUACCUACAUCUUUAAGCUCUUCAUCACUCUCAAAAACAAAAACCACUAGUAAACCGAAUUUGGAAUCAAAGACCAAACUAUCAUCUGAUCAAUCAUUUAAAGAAGAACCAUUAAAAUUAACUCCAGAUUCACUAAAAACCGCAAGAAAAAGUUUAAAAAAUGUUAGUGAAGAGAAAAAACUUAAUAAGGACUCAGGUAGCUCCUCCAAAAAAGUGGAAAGAGCUGGCAGUAAUGGCAGUUUGAUGGAUUCACUGGUGGAGGCAAUUCAAAAAAGAAGGGCCGACAUUGAUAAUGAUAAAGAAGAAACGGAACAAACUAGUGAAGAUGAGUGGAUGUAA
This is a messenger RNA of Cryptosporidium ubiquitum, 2403 nucleotides long. Its product is annotated as hydroxyproline-rich glycoprotein DZ-HRGP precursor. The record is from RefSeq and is a predicted model, not a curated record. The coding region runs from base 1 to 2403 and encodes 800 amino acids. The transcript has a single exon. Lineage: Eukaryota; Apicomplexa; Conoidasida; Eucoccidiorida; Cryptosporidiidae.